Thamnophis elegans (Western terrestrial garter snake) is the source of this 2199-nucleotide messenger RNA. RefSeq names its product mothers against decapentaplegic homolog 6-like. Gene Ontology annotation, biological process: cell differentiation; BMP signaling pathway; transforming growth factor beta receptor signaling pathway. NCBI's taxonomy places the organism in Eukaryota, Metazoa, Chordata, Lepidosauria, Squamata, Natricidae. The record is from RefSeq and is a predicted model, not a curated record. Bases 415 to 1422 code for a protein of 335 amino acids. The transcript has 4 exons. Gene Ontology annotation, molecular function: transcription regulator inhibitor activity; I-SMAD binding. Gene Ontology annotation, cellular component: heteromeric SMAD protein complex.
GGGGUGGCAGAAGGAAAGAGGCACCAGCUUUGCCCCUUGGCAGAGACCCCCCCCUGCCCCUAACUGCCCCACGCCUUCAAGCCAAGGAAUUGGGGUCCUCUUCGCCACAUCUGGCCAAAGUGGGGAAGGUAUAUAUAUAUAAAAAAACACCCUUUGAUUUGGGAUGCCAAGCCUCAAGUCAGCCUCCUUGCUGCUCUCCAAUCCAAGUCUCCCCAGGCAAAACUGAGGUUACUCCGCCAGCCCCCUCCCCAUUUCCUCUCCCUCCCCACCCCCAGAGGCUGGGUUAGGGAAGGAGGAGGAGGAGGAGGCAACACCCAGCAAAGAAAAGAUCGGGGCAGGAAAUCUGUGCGGGGCGAGAGAGCCCUCCAGCCAGCAUCCAGCGGAGACCUCAGCCCUCCCCUCUUUGCGCACCUCAUGUUCCGGUCUCGGAGAGCCAGCUUGGUGCAACGGCUUUGGAGAUUGCGCUGCGCGACCCCCGGCCCGGAGGACCACCACGGCGCCCUGAAACCCUUGGCCCACGCGCUCUUCAAGAAGCUGAAGGACAAGGAGCUGGAGCUGCUGCUCCAGGCGGUCGAGAGCCAGGGGGCCGGAGAAUCGGGCUGCGUUUGGGUCGAACCCCGCGGGGUGAAGCCCGGCCCGUCGGCUUCGCUGCUGCUGUGCCGUCUGUACCGCUGGCCGGAUCUCCGCCAGGCGCAUGAGCUCAAGCGGCUGUGUUUCUGCGCGAGCGCCGGGGGCGAGGGGGCCGCCCACUGCUGCAACCCGCACCACCUCAGCCGCCUCGCUCUCCCCGAUACCCCCCCUCCGCCGUAUUGCAAAAUCUCACCUUUCUCCGCAACCCUCAAGGGCACCAACAUUUUGGAAAACAACUGCAAAGGAUGGCAAGACACGACCCUCUCCCGCUGUUCCCUGAAGGACGGCUACUGGUGCAAACUGGCUUACUGGGAGUAUCGCCUCCGGGUAGGGAGGCUCUACCCGGUCCACGGAGAUUACGUCUGCGUUUUCUCCAACCUGCCCGACGGCAACGGGCUGUGCCUGGGCCAGCUGGCCUCCCGAAACCGCAGCCAAGCUGUCCGGAGGACCCAGGCUAAAAUCGGACGCGGAUUGUUGCUCAGCCAGGAAGCCAGCGGGGUCUGGGCGUACAACCGAAGCGAGCACCCGCUCUUCGUCUGUUCCCCCACGCUGGGGUCCGCGGGGAGCUUCGCCCCUCCGGUUCACAAAAUCCUGCCCGGUUACUCCGUCAGGGUCUUCGAUUACGAGCGAGCAGCGCAUCUGGCGAGCAGGCGGACGGGGGCCGGCGAAGGCCCUCACGAUGGGCACACCAUCCGGAUCAGCUUCGGUAAAGGAUGGGGUACUUCAUACACCCGCCGUUUCGUUACCUCUUGCCCGUGUUGGCUGGAAGUGCUGCUGAACGCCCCGAAAUGAAGCCGUUGUUGGGAAGGGGGGGGGAACGACAACAAAUUCAAUGCAAGGAGUUGCGGGAAUAUAUUGCGCGCCCCCCCCCCCAACGUCGGUCAUUCGGAGCGGCAAGAAACUCAACUUCCUUUGCCGGAGGGGUCUUAAAGCUUUCACGGGGUCCCUGCUCACCCUCCCCUCUUUUCUACCUAUUGCUUUUGCGGCCAAAAAUGCAGGCAGUCCUCAACGUACGACCGGGCGCUCUGUCGUUAAGCGAGGCAGUUUCCCCGUGUGACGCACACCCAAUUAGCUAAAUCACUGCCAUCGUUAAGGGAGUCACGCCGUUGUUAAGCGAAUCUGGCUUCCCCCAUUGUCUUCGUUUGGGGGGACGGGGAUUAAAGAAAUCGCUGCUGUUAUUAAGUGGAUCACAGGGUCGUUAAGCGAACCUGCCCCCCCCCCAGUUGGCCUUGCUUGUCGGAAGCCAGCUGGGGAAGUCACAAAUAUUGAACCUUGGAUUCUGAGAUGCCACGACCGUCGUAAAUACAAGGCGGUUGGCAAGCACCCCAAUUUUGACCCCGGGGAGGGAAGGAUGCUGAGUUGGUCGUAAGUGCAAGGACAUUAAGUGCCUUUUUAAAGGUCCAUUGUAACUUCGAACGGUCGCUAAAUUAAGCGUCGUAAGUCGAGGACUGCCUGUACCCAGUUGCCAAGUCAGUCUGAAUUGUGAUCACGUGGGAUCCCGCAACUCCACACCCCCGUCUGUGGGCGACCGAAACCCCCUUUUUCAGCCGUUGUGACUGGAAACGGUCA